Messenger RNA from Histoplasma mississippiense, 2031 nucleotides. RefSeq lists its product as hypothetical. Gene Ontology annotation, cellular component: cytosol; Golgi membrane. Gene Ontology annotation, molecular function: syntaxin binding. The record is from RefSeq and is a predicted model, not a curated record. Gene Ontology annotation, biological process: intracellular protein transport; endoplasmic reticulum to Golgi vesicle-mediated transport. The transcript is spliced from 4 exons. NCBI's taxonomy places the organism in Eukaryota, Fungi, Ascomycota, Eurotiomycetes, Onygenales, Ajellomycetaceae. Bases 1 to 2031 code for a protein of 676 amino acids.
AUGGCUUCGCAUCCUCCAUCUCUGCGGCAGAGGCAAAUUGCUUCCAUUGAGAAGAUCCUAAAUCUGAACCAUGAAGCGCCUCACCAAACUGAAUUCCAAGGCGACGCUGCCAGCCCGACAGGCCUAAUACACUCCACUCCCAUCCUCAAUGAAGAUGGCGAUCCCAUAUGGAAAGUGCUGGUGUUUGAUAACUUGGGCCGAGAUGUUAUAAGUAGCGUUUUACGAGUGAACGACCUGCGAACUUGGGGUGUUACGAUUCAUCUAAAUAUCAAUAGCCCUCGAUACCCAAUUCCCGAUGUUCCUGUGAUCUACUUCGUUGAACCAACCCCAGAGAACGUACAACUCGUGACCUCAGACCUUUCCAGGGAUAUCUACUGCCGCGCAUACGUAAAUUUCAUAUCUUCCGUUCCGCGGCCACUCUUAGAGGACUUUGCAUCUCAAAUAGCCUCCACGGGGACAUCAGAAAAAGUUGCCCAAGUUUAUGAUCAGUAUUUGAACUUUAUUGUUUCAGAACCAGAUUUGUUCAGUUUAGGGAUGGGGAAAGACAUGUAUUGGAAAUUAAACAGUGCCAAAACCACGGACGAGGAAUUGGAUAACAUGAUAGACAGAAUUGAUAACUUGUUCUCCAGUGCAUCCCAACGACAGGGUGUUGGCGUCCCAUCAGUCCGCCCGGUUCUCAUUAUCGUUGACCGUAAUGUGGACCUUGUUCCUAUGCUUUCCCACUCUUGGUCUUACCAAUCACUGGUUCAUGAUGUCUUAAAAAUGCAUCUUAACCGUAUCACCGUGGACGUACCAGUCGACGACUCAAACCCAGCAAAGGGCACCACGAAACGUUCAUAUGAUUUGAGUGUGAAUGAUUUUUUUUGGAACCGCAACGCAAGCGUCCCAUUUCCACAGGUGGCCGAAGACAUUGACGCUGAGUUGACGCGGUAUAAGGAAGACGCGGCUGAGAUCACGAGGAAGACAGGCGCUUCUUCCAUCGAAGAUCUUCAAAAUGAUAUGGGCGCAUCCGCUCAACACCUCAAAACUGCCAUCACACUUCUUCCAGAGUUGCGGGAACGCAAGGCACUGCUCGACAUGCACAUGAACAUCGCUACUGCUCUUCUGAAGGGAAUUAAGGAUCGACAACUAGAUAAUUACUUCCAGCUUGAGGAAAACAUUAUGAAGCAGAAUAAAUCACAAAUCCUCGAAAUAUUGUGCAAUGCUGACGGAGGCACCGAUCCAUCCGACAAACUAAGGUUCUUUUUAAUUUGGUUCCUAAGCACAGAAACAGACCUCUCAAGAGCAGAGUUGAACCGCUUUGAAGAGGCGCUCAUGCAAGCCGGAUGCACAGACAUUGACGCAGUAGCGUUCGUGAAAAGAGUCCGAGAAAUUACCCGGAUGACGAUGAUGACAACCGCGGCCACUGCUGCUACCCAACAACCUUCCUCUGACCUCUUCCGUGGAUUCUCCUCGCUCUCGAACCGCCUUACAGACCGCAUCACCUCCGGCGCGCUUGGCGCGAAUUUCGACUCCUUAAUAUCCGGCGUAAAGAAUUUCCUCCCUGUAAACAAAGACCUAACUCUAACCAAAAUCACGGAAUCAAUCAUGGAUCCAGCGGGCGCAUCAAGUUCCGCGAUCGCAAAGACUGAGAACUACCUUUAUUUCGAUCCACGCAGCGCGAAUGCACGAGGCGCCGUACCCCCCGCGGCCUCGAUUCGUAAUCAACAAAGUGGUCCCGCACCCGGCAGUGGCGCGAGUUUCGGCCAACGGCGACAGGGAUUCAGCGAAGCGAUCGUCUUCACGGUGGGAGGUGGGAGUAUGGAUGAAUAUGGCAAUCUUCAAGAUUGGGCACAUCGAACAGGGAGGGGAACCUUAGCAGGUGCUGGCCCGCUGAGCGGCUCUUCGAACACAGUUGGCGGAUCCGGCAGUGGUGGAGGAUCAGGGCCAUCUGGCGCCACGUCACGACGAAUUGUAUACGGGAGCACGGAUCUAGUCAAUGCGACGGAGUUCUUGACAGAGGCGUUAGGGAAACUCGGGAAAGAAGGCUGA